AUGCUCGCUUCUUCAUAUGCGCCUGACGUUUUGGCUGGACCCUCGUACGCCUCUCACACGGCACCGUCUUCCUGGAGGUGGAGAGCCGUAGCUACCAAAUUAAAGCACGCUUGGCUGACUACCCAGAUUAGCCAUCGCGGUAAAUACUCGAUUGAACGACUUGUCGCGCUGGACGAGUACGUCCGAAGCGCAUCGUGGGCUCGGGUGAUUUUCGUUUGCUUAACGACGCCGUUACCAGUCAUAGCGCUCGUUCUUUCCCAAGAAUUGGUGCCACUCCAGGAUCCUGCUGAAGGCUGGCGCGUGAACUACGGCAUUUGGAUCCGUGCGGGCGUUGUGGCUGGUGUUGUAGCACAUACAAUUCUCGGUCAGCUUCAGCACUUGGUAGACGACGUGGCAAUGUCGAGACGACAGCUUGCAGUGAUUUUAGCAGUUAUGGCGCUGGGCUAUCCAGCAGCGUCGAUAGUCGUCGCCGACAAGGUUUUCUUCCCGAUCCCGUUCAUGAGCAUCACGAUGACCCCACCAUAUAUACUUCUUCUCGGUUGUUUGUUUUAUUUCGUCGUUGGCGGGAGGAUCGUCCGCCAAAUUUUACGCCAUCAAGGACAGAUACUCCGCUUCGCUGUACUGAUUGCAGCUCAAGUACUGAUGCUGCUAGUGUAUCCAGCACACCAAGCCCUUUUCCAAGCUGUUGCUGACAGUGGACUGGAGAUUUUGGUCAUUGCCCUGCUUCCUAUCUUAAAAAUCAUCCUUAAGAAUAUUGUUUCUCUGAGUUUCUAUCGGAUGCAAGACCUGAUGCCGGAGGGGGUAAUCUUCACGGUGGAUUUCUUUAACGCCUUCUACACCGCGACGAGUAUGCAGAACGCGUCAUCGACAACGACCGUAAUCGUCAUUAUGGCAGUCGACUUGUUCAAUACUGUACUAGCGAUGGACAGCCUUCACCAGGGGGUAGUAAAUAUAAUUGCGCUGCUCCAGAAGGCAGGAGCUCUGCAAAACAACGACCCUAGAAGAUUUGACCUGGUGCACACGGCGUGUUUACUCUGUCGAGACUCCAACGAAUUCGAGACGCAAAAUUGCGCCGGCAUCCAACUCCGAUCCUGCCUCGCUUAUCGACUUUCAGGUGCAGGUGAAGAUCUUCUCGAACGGCUCGCCAAAUAUCCAGGAUACCAGCCACACACCAGAUCAUCGAUCAGCUACGUUUCUGGCAGAAUUUCGACAAGUAAAGAGACCGCAAAAAUCACGAAAAAACGGCGGUGGCAUUGUGGUAGUCGGCGGAGUGCCACGAUACAGCCUAUCCAGGUAACAACCGCUUCAAACAAGCGCUCAAGUUUCGGCACAAAGCCGAAUGGCUUCACCGCUGGCCCAUUCCGACGGUCGGAGCUCCGCCAAGCACUCGAAAUUCUAUUCACCUCGGAAUGCCUCGUGCUCUCAGAGUACCUGGAAUCAUUCGUUCCGCUGUUAUACGCAAACUUUAUCAUGGUCAUGGUGCACUUGCCAAGUGCCCGCUAUCAUAUGGAGAUGACUGGUAUCACCAGCGAUAACGUCGAUGGAAAGGUCCAAGCGGUCUUCGCUUGCGCACUUCUGGAAUUUAUAUCGUUCUUGGUGAUGGUGCUUGUCGUGCAACGGAGAUGCGGCAUAAAGAUACUUCAUCACCUCGCGUUUGUACUGGAAACUCAUGCCUUGCUUAUUCAAGAUAAGUUGAUGACGUGGACACUUCUGACGCUUACAUCCCGAGUUGUGCACUUCGGUUCGUAUGAGUACACAAUGCUAUCACGUCUUACUUAUUUCUUAUGUGCGAGCACAGGCGCUGACUUCACUUUCGCGUUUGCUUGGGUC
Messenger RNA from Phytophthora sojae, 1830 nucleotides. RefSeq lists its product as hypothetical. NCBI's taxonomy places the organism in Eukaryota, Oomycota, Peronosporomycetes, Peronosporales, Peronosporaceae. The annotation marks the transcript as partial. The transcript has 2 exons. The record is from RefSeq and is a predicted model, not a curated record.